AUGGAUAUCCAUUUACCCGCCAAAGGGCAGUCGCGUCGUGCCUGGCCUAUUCUAUUUCUGCUUGCCUUUCUCGCCAUCGUCUGCACAAGGGGAACAUCAUUUUCACGGGCCCCUUCGGACAACACGAACCAUCCUCUUGGGAUAGCACCUCGGUCACUGCCACACCAAGUGAGAUUCGACAACUAUAGCUUGUUCGUCGGGGAUCAGCGCGUCUUCAUACAUUCGGGAGAGUUCCACACUUUCCGUUUGCCCGUUCCCAGUCUAUGGCCCGAUAUCCUCCAAAAAGCAAAGGCCGCCGGCCUGAACGCCGUCAGCGUGUACACCCACAUGGGGUUGAUCAAUCCGUCUCCCGGCGUGGUCGACUUUGGUGGGUUCCGUGCUUUGCAGCCCUUGUUUGAUGCUGCCAAGGACGCGGGAAUCUUCAUCGUUCUGCGACCGGGCCCUUAUAUCAAUGCCGAAACAACCGCAGGCGGGAUCGCCCAUUGGGCCACUAGCGAGGUUGCGGGCAAUCUUCGUACGGGCGAUGCUGACUGGAAAGCGGCGUGGCAGGCCUACAUUCAGGGAAUCAUCGAGGUCACUGUGCCGAAUCAGAUCACGGAGGGAGGGCCUGUGAUAGGCGACACACAUCUAUCCUGUGUUGGAUUCUCCCGUGCCCAAGCUUUACUAGACAACGAGUUCCAACAAGCCCCUGAGGGGCAUGCCCAGUAUUUUGUCGAUCUAGAAGAAGCUUACCGGGCCUCUUCCAUCGUCGUGCCCCUCACGUACAACGAUCCCGGAGAAGGCAGAAAUUUCAUCAAUGGGACUGGCGCUGUGGACCUUUAUGGGGUGGACGCUUAUCCCCAGCGCUACGAUUGUUCCCAUCCCACUGUUUGGCAUGACGUGCCGACGGGCUAUCCACAGUAUCAUGCUGAAGUAAACCCAUCGCAGCCGUGGUACAUUCCCGAAUUCCAAGGUGGCUCUUUUGACGCAUGGGGUCCGACCUCACCAGGCUAUGGACCAUGCCGUACGCUGACUGGUGCAGACUUCCAAUCAGUUUUCAAUCUACAGCUUUGGGCGAGUAAUGCGAAGUUGAUCAAUUACUACAUGUUCUACGGCGGCACAUCAUGGGGCGCUAUCCCCUUCCAUGGUGUUUAUACAUCGUAUGGGUUUGAUCAUGUCCUUAUUCAUACAUCUGACCGAGAUCCUGUCAGAUAUGACUACGGCGCAUCCCUCCAGGAAUCACGGCAGUUGACGUCUAAAUUUGACGAAUUGAAACGGCAGGGACUCUUCCUCCGAAGCUCGCCUGAAUUCUACAAGACGGAUUGGGUAGGCGAUACGAGCACCGGGGCUACGUCGACGACUUCCACGGCAGCGUUUGCCACAUUGCUCCGUAACCCGGACACGAAAGCUAGAUUCUACAUCCUCAGACAAGCAGACGUGACAUCGACGGCUGUCAUCGACUUCAAGCUGAACGUGUCGACGUCGGCGGGCAACAUACAGGUACCUCGUGUUGCAUCUGCGAUUACCCUGGGCGGUCGACAAUCCAAAGUUGUGGUCACUGAUUAUGUGUUUGGGUCAUCACGCCUCCUGUACUCCACUGCCCAGGUCUUCUUCGCGGGCGCCAUCGACGGGCGCGAUGUCUUGUUCUUGUUUGGUGACUCGGCUCAAGAACACGAAUUGGAUUUGACGCUCAGUGGUACACGGAGAGGAACCAGACCACCAUCCAGUACCGUCCGUUUCACCACGUCGCUGUCAUCUUCAAGAAUGACAGUAUCAUUCCUCCCUGGCAUCGAGGGGCCCGUCACUGUGUGGGACUCGGACAAGCAGCUGGUCCUUUUCUCCGACACUGCUACAGCUGCUACCUUCUGGGCUCCUACGAUCGCGGGAAAGGCAUCUGACCCUCUUAGAAACUUCUGGCAGAUUGGAACCAACACCACCAUACUUGUCGGCGGCCCUCACCUCGUCCGGAGUGCCAGUAUCUCGGGUUCCCGAUUGGAUUUGAAAGGCGACCUCAGCGAGAGCGUCAGACUGAGCGUGAUUGCGCCCAGUAACGUCCGGUCCGUCACAUGGAAUGGCGAACGGGUCGACGUGGACGUCCGGACGUCAUCUCAGCUGACAUUUAGAGGCGGGUUCGUAUCGACCUUGAAAGCAACUACCAGGGAGAUCAAGAUACCCAAGUUGGGGAAAUGGAAGUUCUCCGAUAGCUUGCCCGAGAUUCGAGCUGGAUUCUCUGACCAGAAGUGGGUAGUUGCGGACCACACGUCGACCAACAUCCCUUACAAACCAUAUUACGGGGAUGGCCGUAUACUAUACGGCUGCGACUACGGAUUUUGCGAGAACAUCGUUCUAUGGCGCGGCCACUUCAACGCCACUGGGGACGAGAAAUCUGUCAAUCUAUCCAUUAAUGGUGGAGAAGGUGCGCUCUCAAUAGUUCAUGAAGAUUCGUUCCUCAGUGGAAGUUUAGCAUUUGCGGCCAGCGUUUGGCUUAACCAUGUGUUCCUCAACACAUCCUACGGGAAUUCCACUAACAACCAGAAUAUCUUAGAAGAAACGGACGACAGAUUCACGUUUCCUCCAGGCGCACUUUUCAGAGGCGACAACGUUCUCACUAUCGUUCAGGACAACAUGGGACUGAAUGAAAGCAGAGGCGGCGAUUCCUCUAAAGGUCCUCGCGGCGUGCGAGGGUUCCAGCUGGAUACAGGCAACUUCACCGAGUGGCGCGUACAAGGGAAAGUCGGCGGGUAUACGAAUUUCCCAGAUAAGGUCAGAGGAAUCAUGAAUGAAGGAGGGCUUUUCGGCGAGAGACAAGGCUGGCAUCUCCCCGGCUUCGAUACAUCUUCGUGGAAAGCACGCGAUCUUGCGUCUGGGCUUCCCGGAUCUGCUGCUGGGGUUGGAUUCUUCGUGACUACGUUCAAUUUGAACAUCCCACAGGGCUUCGAUGCAUUUUUGUCGUUCACGUUCAACGAGCCGCUCGGGCAGCCGUAUAGAGCCCUCUUGUUCGUGAACGGGUGGCACAUGGGGAAGAGAGUGGGGAACCUCGGCCCUCAAGCCAAAUUCCCCGUUCACGAGGGCAUUCUGGAUUACAGGGGACGGAACACUAUCGCCGUUGCCUUGUGGACAAUGGAGUCAGAUGUACCAAUCUCUCCCGAUUUGCAGCUCACAUUGGACGGGGUUGUUGAAGGCGGCGUCGGCGACGUGAAGGUCAAUAACCCAGUGUGGUCUCCCGAGGGCAGAGUGUAA
Molecule: messenger RNA, 3219 nt
Organism: Pleurotus ostreatus (oyster mushroom)
Lineage: Eukaryota; Fungi; Basidiomycota; Agaricomycetes; Agaricales; Pleurotaceae
Exons: 18
Coding region: 1-3219 (1072 amino acids)
Biological process (GO): carbohydrate metabolic process
Cellular component (GO): vacuole
Molecular function (GO): beta-galactosidase activity
Source: RefSeq, a predicted model, not a curated record